AUCAACUGCUAUGUGUGUCUUAAUUAUCUUCAUCACCAUCAUCAUCAUCUCACCGGAGGUUCUUUUAUUUAUUUAUUUAUUUAUUUUUCCAAGCACUGCUCAGCUCUGGGCUAUAGUGGUGUGGGGGACUGAAGCUGGGACUGUGGAGCCUCAAGUAUGAGAGUCUGUUUGCGUUACCAUUAUGCUAUCUACCCCACCCUCUUUUAUUGUUUUUAUUAUAUUUAUUUAUUGUGGCUAAAGGAAGAGGGAAAUUGAGAGGGAAGAGGAGGAAAGAGAGGAGAAGGAGAGAGACCUACAGCACUGGUUCAUGGUUCGUAAGCUUCCCCCUGCAAGUGGGGCCUGGGGGCGUGAACCCAGGUCCUUGGGCUCAAAUGGGUGAACCACAAGCCCAGGUCUUACUUUGAUUUUCUUUUUUGUUUUUUCUUUAUCGUAAGGGUGGAAGGUGGUGAAGCCCUGGACCAAAGUUUCCAGCAAGGGAUGGCACUGAGUGAGUCAGAGCUGAGUAGUGCUCUGUCCUCUCACAACGUAGGCUGGGAGAGUCACGCGUGAGCACUGAGCAGAAAGCUGUGGGAACUGCCUGUCUUGGGGAGACUACCAGACCUGUAACCCAGCAUCUGCUCCAUCAAGUGACAUUACAAUCGGGAAAAAGAGGUCAGGUGGCAGGAGGGAGCCGGUCUCCGACGUCAGGGGUGAAAGGUGGGUUCUGGUCUUGCCGGGUCCAGCGCAUGACCUCAGUGGAACAAGCACGGCAGGUGUGGCCUUCUGCGAGUCCUCACACGGCAGAUCUGGAAACUGAGGCUCAGGGGGCGAAGCGGCUGUGCCUCCGACCGGCGGGCAGGAGCUUGCUGAUGAGCCCUGCAGAGGGACACUGAGCUGGGGACACCGAGUGAGGGCUCCGGCCUGGCAGUCAGGGAGGGUUUCCUGGGGACCGAGGCUCCCGGGUGCAGCCUGCAGGAUAGGGGCCGGCUGGGUGAAGUGAACAGGCUCCCCUCCUCCCUCCUCAGCUUUUUUCUCCGCGGGCCUCCGGCUGCUGGCACCCACGGGCGCCCCCACCAUGGCCGAGGCGGCGGGGCAGGGCCCCAAGAACCCCUGUGUGUCCAGCGUGACGGUGCAGCUGGAGAUGAAGGCGCUGUGGGAGGAGUUCAACCAGCUGGGCACCGAGAUGAUCGUCACCAAGGCGGGCAGGCGGAUGUUCCCCACCUUCCAGGUGAAGAUCCUGGGCAUGGACUCGCGGGCUGACUACGCGCUGCUCAUGGACUUCGUGCCUCUGGACGACAAGAGAUACAGGUGCGCGGGCGGGGGAGGCUGGGGCUGCGGCGGCCCCGCUUGUGCCCGCGGCUGCCGGAGGGAGGGUGCAGCCGGGCGCCGCGGGCUCCGCUCCGUCCCCAGGUACGCCUUCCACAGCUCCGCCUGGCUGGUGGCGGGCAGGGCGGACCCCGCCACGCCGGGCCGCGUGCACUUCCACCCCGACUCGCCCGCCAAAGGUGCCCAGUGGAUGCGCCAGAUUGUGUCCUUCGACAAGCUCAAGCUCACCAACAACCUGCAGGAUGACAACGGCCACAUCAUCCUCAACUCCAUGCACCGCUACCAGCCCCGCUUCCACGUGGUCUUCGUGGACCCCCGCAGGGACAGCGAACGCUACGCCCAGGAGAACUUCAAGUCUUUCGUCUUUGCCGAGACCCAGUUCACUGCCGUGACGGCCUAUCAGAACCACCGGAUCACGCAGCUGAAAAUUGCCAGCAACCCUUUUGCCAAGGGCUUCAGGGAGAGCGGCGACUCGGACUCCUGGACUGUGUCCCCUCGGACACCGCUCGGCACCCCGGCCCAAAGCCUCAGCAGCUUCAGUCCCUGCCUGCUGAAGGGCCCCAUGGAGCAGGAGAAAGAUGCCAACAAAGCUGCAGCCUCCUCCUCCAGGACCCCUGCCCGGCUCCACCACCAGCUGCUGGCGCCGCCCCAGGCUCUGCUGCCCCCGGCCACCUACCGGCCCCUCACCUACCAGGGCCUGUACCCUGCAGCCUCCAGGGCCCGACCGACACCGUAUCCCCUCCCCAGUACCCAGGCUGACAGGCCCCAGGCGGACCUGUCCCUCUCGGCUGGGCUGGGGCUCCUGCCCCCCACCGCCCUGGGUCUGGGGCCUGGCCAGGAGCACCAGUGACGGUGGGAGCCCCUGGUCCCCACCUCCUCCAUCCUCACCUCUGGGGAGAGCCUCCCCCGCUAAGAGACAGAGGGAGGCCAUGGGCCCAGAGUGUCAACCCUGCUCGUCUGUUCUCUCCCUCCAGUAACAAUAAAACAACAGUAAACCAU
Erinaceus europaeus (western European hedgehog) is the source of this 2304-nucleotide messenger RNA. It is a transcript of the gene TBX10, whose product is annotated as T-box transcription factor 10. NCBI's taxonomy places the organism in Eukaryota, Metazoa, Chordata, Mammalia, Eulipotyphla, Erinaceidae. The transcript has 6 exons. Gene Ontology annotation, cellular component: nucleus. Gene Ontology annotation, biological process: positive regulation of DNA-templated transcription; regulation of transcription by RNA polymerase II; cell fate specification. The coding region runs from base 1055 to 2155 and encodes 366 amino acids. The record is from RefSeq and is a predicted model, not a curated record. Gene Ontology annotation, molecular function: DNA-binding transcription factor activity, RNA polymerase II-specific; RNA polymerase II cis-regulatory region sequence-specific DNA binding.